AUGUUUGGACGAUUAGCGUUGCUUUGUCGCCUUUCGCUUCUCUUCUUCACCUCCCUGGCCACCGCACAAGCCCAAGAACCGCUCCUUCUCCCGGGCUACAAAGUCGGCGAUCGGAUCCCCGUGAGCUGCCUGAAUCGAACAAUCGAGACGAGCGAGCACAUCAAAACCCCCACCGGCCAACUCGAGUACAUCCCCUUCCCCGUGUGCAACGAAACCGGCCGCCCGCUCGAACUCCUCUUCGGCGUGGAGCGGGAAAUCAACUGCACCAUCGACUUCAUCGACGACAACUUCUUCCACCUGCUCGAGUUCUACGUGCACAACGACGCGCCGCUGACAUGCCGCAUUCCCACCAAACCCCUCCCGCCGUCGGUGCUGCAGAAGCAGUUUGAGGCGGGCACGAAAGAUGAGACGGAGGGCGAGGGCACGCUGAGUGAGAUUUACACGCCUAUGGUUGUGGCGCUGUCGGGGACGAUUCAGUUGAGCCAUAUACACAUCAGCUCGAAUUUGAAUGUGCUGCUGCACGCUAUGCCGAGGAGCGACGCGCCGGGUACCAUUGCUGCUGCGACGGCGUAUUCGAUUAGUCGAGGGCCGCCGGCGCGGAUUAUUAUCGGCGAUCCUCUGCCGCUGCAAUUCAGCGUGCGGUGGUAUCCCAACACUUUCCUCCCUUCGGGCUGGACGGGCGUGGGUGGCCAUCUGACGUUGAGCACGCUGGUGUAUUGUUUGCUGUCGGCGCUGGCGUCGGCGGCGAUUUGUAUGACGUAUUUCAGGGGGUUUGAAUUACCGCGACGGCUGAAGAGUCAUGGGAAGGAUCGGCUGGGGGGCAUGGAAAGGGGUGGACUGGGCGGUUAUGGCAUUCCGAAUGGGUAUGGGAACGGGUAUGCAUUUCAAACGGGCAAGCGGGAUUAG
Neohortaea acidophila is the source of this 906-nucleotide messenger RNA. RefSeq lists its product as uncharacterized. Bases 1 to 906 code for a protein of 301 amino acids. NCBI's taxonomy places the organism in Eukaryota, Fungi, Ascomycota, Dothideomycetes, Mycosphaerellales, Teratosphaeriaceae. The record is from RefSeq and is a predicted model, not a curated record. The transcript has 2 exons.